Molecule: messenger RNA, 3806 nt
Organism: Aegilops tauschii subsp. strangulata
Lineage: Eukaryota; Viridiplantae; Streptophyta; Magnoliopsida; Poales; Poaceae
Source: RefSeq, a predicted model, not a curated record
GGAGGGGGGCGGGACCAAAAAAAACCGAGGAAAAAAACCUACGAAAAAAACCGGACAAAAAUGGUGGGACGAAAAAUAACCGGCGGAGACUACCAACUGAGACAUUAGGAGUAGAGAUUGUUGUUGAGUCACUCAAAUAUAUGCAUUGUAGCCCGUAGCAACGCACGGGUGUUCUACUAAUAUAAAAUGUUUUGGAUAUUUCAAUGUGGACCUAUAAUACGGUCUGAAAUGAGUUAACAAAUACCGUAAAACGUGUCUACAUACGUCUGAUUCAUAAAAAUCCAUAUAAAAGUUAGAACCUCUAAUAUUUUGUGAACGGAGGGAGAGUCAAAUCGUAGCCAGCACCAACCACUUUGAAAAUAAAAGCAUGCCACCCAGUUCAAAAUUUCCAUAUGAUAAAUGGAUGAUUUUGAGGCAAAUUUGUACUGAACCUUGAAAGAAAUUACAGAAAAAAAAUACCACACUUGUCCCUCUCCCUCUUCUCUUUCCCCGUCCGACGCCACUCCCAGCGCGCACUGGACGCGCCCACGACCGGCGCCGAGCGCGGCCGGCGCCCCUCUACAUGCUGACCUCGCCGCGAUCUCUCAUUGUCCGGAGGCGCCAUCUCCCUUCCAACUCUCCCGGCCAAUCCAAUGGAGCGCGGCGGAGGAUGCUCGCCGACCUCCUCCGGGCGAGCGCGAGGGGCCCGGACCUCCGCGGCGGCGCGCAGCUCCACGGCUCGCUCACCAAGCUCGGCUUCGGGUCGGACACCAUGCUGGGCAACAACCUCAUCGACAUGUACGCCAAGUGCGGGAAACUCGACACGGCCGGCCAGGUGUUCGGCGGAAUGCCCGAGAGGAACGUGGUGUCGUGGACGGCCCUCAUGGUGGGCUUCCUGCAGCAGGGGCGCGCCGGGGAGUGCCUCCGGCUGUUCGGGGCGAUGCGGCGGCUCUCGGAGGUCCCGCCGAACGAGUUCACGCUCUCGGCCACCCUCAAGGCGUGCGGCGUCGUCGGCGACACGGGCGCGGCCGUCCGGGUCCACGGGGCCUGCGUCAGGAUGGGGUUCGAGGGGCACGGCGUCGUCGCCAACUCGCUGGUGCUCGUGUACUCCAAGGGCGGGAGGAUCGGCGAUGCGCGGCAGGUGUUUGAUGGCGCUGCUGCGUUCAGGGACCUCGUCACCUGGAACGCCAUGAUCUCUGGCUACGCGCAUGCCGGGCGUGGCAGGGACUCGCUGCUCGUCUUCCGGGAGAUGCAGCGGCGAGGAGAUGAGGAUUGUCAGCCCGAUGAGUUCACCUUCGCCAGCUUGCUGAAAGCCUGCAGCGGGCUAGGCGCGGCUCGAGAGGGCAUGCAGGCUCACGCGGCCAUGGUGACCAGAGGGGUCUCCACGGCAUCCAGUGCCAUCCUCGCCGGCGCGCUGCUUGAUGUGUAUUUCAAAUGCCGGUGCCUGCUGGCGGCAAUGCAGGUGUUCGAUCGGUUGGAAAGGAAGAAUGCCAUCCAGUGGACGACGGUGAUCGUCGGUCACGCACAGGAGGGGCAGGUGAAGGAAGCAUUGGAGCUGUUCCGGCGGUUCUGGAGCUCUGGCGUCCGUGCUGAUGGACAUGUCCUCUCCAGCAUCGUUGGCGUGUUUGCAGACUUUGCUCUUGUCGAGCAGGGGAGACAAGUGCACUGCUACACAGUCAAGAACCCGGCCGGGCUCGACGUGUCAGUGUCCAACUCCCUGGUCGACAUGUACCACAAGUGUGGGUUGACCGACGAGGCGGAACAGCGGUUCUGGGAGACGCCAAUGAGGAACGUCGUGUCAUGGACAGCGAUGAUCAAUGGCCUCGGGAAGCACGGCAAUGGCCGAGAGGCCAUUGACAUGUUCGAGAAAAUGCAAAUGGAAGGCGUCGAGCCUGACGAGGUGAGCUACCUGGCCCUCCUGUCGGCGUGCAGCCACUCUGGCCUUGUUGAGGAGUGUCGCCGGUAUUUCUCGAUGAUCCGUCAGGACAAGCGGCUGAGGCCGAGGGCUGAGCACUAUGCGUGCAUGGUAGACCUCCUCGGCCGCGCCGGGGAGCUCACGGAGGCCAGGGACCUUGUUGCGACGAUGCCGAUGGAGCCCACCGUCGGCAUGUGGCAGACUCUGCUGAGCGCCUGCAGGGUGCACAAGGACGUCACCACAGCCAGGGAGGCGGGCGAGGCCCUCCUGGCCAUGGACGGCGACAACCCGGCUAACUACGUGAUGCUGUCGAACAUCUUCGCCGAGGCUGGCGAGUGGCGAGAGCACCAGCAGGUGCGCGACGCCAUGCGGCGCCGGGGCCUGCGGAAGCAGGGUGGGUGCAGCUGGGUGGAGGUCGGCAAGGAGGCGCACUUCUUCUACGGUGGCGGCGACACCACCCACCCACGCGCCACCGACAUCCGCCGCGUGCUCCGCGACGUGGAGAGCCGGAUGAGGGAGCAGCUCGGGUACAGUGCUGGGUCGUCGGCGCAUGCGGUGGCUCUGCACGACGUGGACGAGGAGUCGCGCGCCGAGGGACUGCGGGCGCACAGCGAGCGGCUGGCUGUGGGGCUGUGGCUGCUACACCACGGUGAGCACCACCAUGGCGAUGGGGAGGAAGAGGAGGGGGGGAGGAGGGAGGUGAUGAGAGUGUACAAGAACCUUCGGGUGUGUGGCGACUGCCACGAGUUCUUCAAGGGGCUGUCGCGGGUGGUGGGGAGGGCGAUGGUGGUCAGGGACGCCAACCGGUUCCACAGGUUCCAGGACGGCGCCUGCUCAUGCAAAGACUACUGGUGACUUGUGACUUGUGUGACUGAACUCACACACCUCAUAGGCUGGGUUGCAAAGAACACCACCGAAAUGCUAAGCAACAAGGAUGUCCAUUGGCGUGUCAUCAAGAUAUCCGCUCUGCCCGGAGUUGUGCAGGCUACAGGCAAACAUACAUACAAUCUGUUGUGAUGAUGGCCCUUUUGGGAAAGGAGAAGAAGAUUUGGAAAUUGCCAUAUGCCCAAGUGAAGUUGAGCAUUUGAUUUGGUCACAGUAUCCUGAUUCCUGGCAGCUCGAUCCCGUGUGAAGAUAAGGAGGAGGAAGCCCCGGCCCUUUGUGUUGUUUCUGUACAAGACUAAACAGGGGUGGAUGCAUGCAGAUCACUUGUUUUCCAAGUGUAAUAAGCUUCUGAUUCUGGAGUAAGGAAUGUGCGAGGUUGCUUUUGAAUUGCCGGCUCCUCAGCUACCAAGGACCUCGCAUCGCAUGGCCCUGAAAUUUUGUGCUUUUCUUUGGCCUUGGUGGCCUGUCGGGCUGCAGCAAAGUGAAUGUCAGUUACUGAGCCUCAUGAGCAACUUGAGCAUAUAUAUAUAUAUAUAUAUAGAUCAGACAGGUACGUAACAUAACAUACAUUGCUGAAUUUACUUGGAGAAUGUUGAAUGAUAUGUUGUGUCUCUAUCUCUAUCUGGCUUCUUAGGCCUUGUAAUCUUUGAGUUGUGCUGGCUGACCUGCCACUGCCAGCAACUCGCGGUUUACCUGUGUGCUGAGUGCUGACACUACCCCCUACCUACUGUGUUGCCACCGUUAACGAAAUGUUCAGGCCCAUUCCGGCGGCUGUUUGAGGCGAGACAUGCUACUGCUUUACGUCAACUUCUCAAAAAAAAAUAAUAUUUACUGCUUUUCGUCGACCAAGACAUAGUCACGGCCAUCCUGUUGUGGCUACAGAACUGUUCUCUAGCAAAAAUAAUAGAAAUGUACAGUAACCAAAUAUGCCAACUGGGCAAAGAGAUCCAUUAUCAGAGAUUUUAGAUAAGGGCUACCAGUUAGAUAAGAGACCCUACAGAGGAUUUUUCCUCGAUUCCUGCUGCUA